AUCCAAAUAUUUUAUCAUAAAUUCUGCCACAAAUCAGACGCUCGAAAUCGGCAUCGGGGUAGUCAGCUCCUCAGCAACUACCCACCAUUUUCUUCCAUCCAUAAAAGGGAAAAUAGAAUUCGUCUCGAAUAAUCAUCAGAAAUUCUGCGAGCAUAUACACACGUAAAGAGAGAGAUAGAGAGGUGGCGGGGCGAGAGACGAGAAGGAGGUAGAAAUUAGCCGAACGCGGCGGCGCGUGCCGUGGACUGAAAGAGGAUGAUAACGCGAUCUAAUUUGGCGGAGCAGCUGAGAGAAUAUCAGAUUCGAUCUAAGCACGAUUGGGCUUCCCUUUCCUUUUUCUCUUCCACCUCCAAUCUCGCCUCUUCCAGGGUUGACGUCGCCAUUUUUGUCAUAUGGGAACUCGUGAUUUUGGCUUUCCUCGUUUUCUCGUCCGUUUCGUUGUAUUUUAGGCACUUGAGGCUUGCUGUAGUCUUGUUGUGUAUUACGGGGUUGUUGCUUUUGUUCAUGAAGAUUACCAAGCAAGUUAGAUUGUCCAGGAAGAAGAAACGAAGGAUGCUCCUUCCUCUGUCUAUGUAGGUGCUGUGAAGUUUGAAAAUUUUUGGAACAACAACUAUAACAUUUUCAUGUAGAUCUUCAGGAUUAUCGACCGUUGCUUUCGGCUUUUUCUUUUCUUUUAUUCUAUUUUUAUCCUUCCCCUCCAUAGUUUGUGUUGUAUGUAACUGUACCCAUGAUAAUUGAUUUAAGAAUGUAAGCGUGUGGUUUAUUCCGUUGCUAAGUGCUAAAAAGAUUAAAAACAGCCGGUGCUUCAAUUUGCCUGUGUUAUACUGGAUAUUACAAAUUUUGGUCUCCCAGGUUUUUGCCUUCUAUUUCUGGGGAUAUGAAAG
Striga asiatica is the source of this 884-nucleotide messenger RNA. The record is from the annotation of a GenBank genome assembly. NCBI's taxonomy places the organism in Eukaryota, Viridiplantae, Streptophyta, Magnoliopsida, Lamiales, Orobanchaceae.